Messenger RNA from Danio rerio (zebrafish), 2984 nucleotides. RefSeq names its product phospholamban 1 (gene pln1). Gene Ontology annotation, cellular component: endoplasmic reticulum membrane; membrane; mitochondrial membrane. The record is from RefSeq and is marked validated. Gene Ontology annotation, molecular function: ATPase inhibitor activity. NCBI's taxonomy places the organism in Eukaryota, Metazoa, Chordata, Actinopteri, Cypriniformes, Danionidae.
CCUUCACUAAUACUGCCAUAAACUUUCAGCACUCCAGAGCACUGCCACAGAUCUAGAAGAAAACCACAGCAGCGCCACCCAACACCAAACACUGUCCAUCUACAACUUCAGCCUCCACGUGGUCCACCGGCAUCCGGAUCACCUCUUCCAUCACCACAACAUCCAGCACUCCUUUCUCCACUGCCAUCUCUCCUUCUUCUCCUCUCUCUCUAUGCACUAAUCCAUUCAUCCCACCCACCCACAAGCCCCACGGCUCGCUAUGGAGAAGGUGCAGCACAUGACACGGGCGGCCAUUCGGCGGGCGUCCACCAUGGAGGUUCCCCAACAGGCCAAGCAGAACAUGCAGGAGCUCUUCGUCAACUUCUGCCUCAUCCUCAUCUGCCUGCUGCUCAUCUACAUCAUUGUGUUGCUAAUCUCUUUCCACGGCAUGUGAGAGGCCGACGGCGUGAUGUAACCAGCUUCUCAUCGAAAGACAAGAAGACCAUCCACCUGAAGCUAAACACACUUGUCCUGCACAUCAUCCUGACCUGAACCUGAUUAAAUCUCCAGCCGUCAGUAUGGAUCUGAUCAAUAACCGAGGACUAAAUCUGCUGCUCAACUUCCUGCUCAUUUUUGUGGCUCUACUGCUCAUGCUUAUUCUGGUCAAGCUCAUGUGACCAAAAAAAAAUGGUUACAAGUAACAAUGUACAAUAUAUCGGUGGCCAUAAUGAUAUCAGCCAAUAAUGCUAUUUUUUUAUCGUUAUCGUUCUGAUAACAUUAUUAGGCUGAUCUUAAGCCGAGAAAUGAUGUAUUAUUUCUGCUGGUUGAACCACUUCACGAGAUUGCUGCUUGACACUUUUUUAUUCAUUUGAUCACAUUUAAAUUGACACUUUUAUAUUUAUUUUUUAUUUUACUUGGUUUUGGUGACCAUAAGGAUAUCGGCCAAUAAUGAUAUUUUUUAUGUUAUCGUUCUGAUAACAUUAUUAGGCUGAUCUUUAAGCCGAUAAAUGAUGUAUUAUUUCUGCUGGUGGAACCACUUCACGUGCUUGCUGCUUGACACUUUAUUUAUUUAAAUUGCAUUUAAAUACACACUUAUAUAUUUCUUUCUUAUUUUACUGGUAUUUUGGUUUUGGUGACCAUCACGAUGUCAGCUGAUAAUGAUAAAUUUGUUUAUUAUUAUCUGUCUGAUAACAAAAUUAGGUCAAUAAUUUUAAGCAUAUAAAUCAUGUAUUAUUUUCGCUGGUUGAACCACUUCACCUGUUUGCUGCUUGACACUUUUUUAUUAUUUUAUUGGUAUUUUGGUUUUGGUUAAUGUCCAAUAAAUUGAUUGUUUUGUUGCAUUAUUUUUGGUCAGGCAGUAGAUUUUAUUUAUAGAAAAGAAAGUUAGCAAUAGAACUGAACAGUUGACAGUUGUUUUUACAGUAUAGAGAUCAGCUCAAACAUUUCUGAAGUUUUUAAAUAAAAUAAAUUACAACGAAUGAUUAAAAAAAAAAAUCAUUCGUUCACUGAAUGUUUCCAAUUAAGGAGAAAAAUUAGGAGGACAAAAGGAUUUUUAUUGGCUAAUAUAUCAGCCUCUAAAUCUAAAAAGUUACUGGUUAUCCAUCUCAGUUAAAAAUAUCGGUUUGCAUUCGUAGCGAGAUCCGAGAUCCGUUUGUUUCAAGAAACUCGCACUUUAUCUACAUCUUAAACCAUUUUAAAAGUUGCAGUAAAUGACUUCAGACUUUUAUUAUUUUUUUCUGACUUCACUUAUAGACCUGACAAACUUCCGCAAACUGAUUAGCAGAAAAAGAAUGAUUCUGAUUGGCUAGUUUUCGAAACCGGGCCCUAAGCAGUCGUAAGCAGUGCUGGUUCUGAAGCCUGGUUUCUCUCAAGUUUUUUUUUUUUCUUCACUUUCAUCAAAAAAAAAAAAAAAAAAUUGUUAAAGUGUUAUCAGUCAAGAACCAAGCAAACCAAUCACAACAUGACAAAGCAUGAUUUAAAGCAAAAUAACUGCAUCAAAAUUAGACAAAAAACAACAACAACAACAAAGCCUAACAACUUUUAACAAGAAAAAAAAAAAAUCCUACGAAGCACUGCGACUAAAAAUUUUAAUUGUGUAGAGCUGCACUGGGAGUGGGUGGAGCUAAACAUCUCUUAUUGCUGGCUUUACUGCGAAUCUCUGAUUGGUGAAUUCCAUGCUAAGCAUCAUGGGAAAUGUAGUUUUUUUCAGUAUGUGUUAGACUUUCAUUUACUUAAUGCAAACAGAUCAAAUUAACAAAAACCGAUAUGUCUAAUUAACAUUAUAGAGACUCACAACAACUUUGUCUUAAAAGGAUUAUGAGUUAUUGAUGAUAAUUUGAAAUUUUAAAAAUAAAGCUCAGCUGUCACUAAGACAUUUUAAGACAAAUUUUACUCAUUUUGGCAGUAGGAAUUUAUGAGACUAACGUAAUGUACAAAUUUAUUAAUUAUUUACUAAAAAUGGAUCCUGCUCUAAAGCCAAAAGUAAGAUGAUAUUAAUGAUAAAAUAAACAAAACAAAUAGAGACGCUUUUUUAAAGUAGCAGAAGUGAACAUCAGUACUUUCAUUGUCAUUUAGUUCCCUCUAGUGGUUGUUGCCUCUUUUUGCCUAAUAAAAUAACAACUAGGAUAAAAAAAAAACUGAUUUAGGUGAACUACAGGUUUGGAAAUAGUUUGAUGAAUUAAAAAAGAAAAUAUAUGCAAGCUCUCAGAUCACAUCACUCUUCUGAUACUAUAUUACUAUUGUGUGUAUUAUUCCUGCUAUUUAAACGGUGUGAUAUGAAAUAUUUUAAAAAAUCAUGAUGAAAAAACACAAUGGUUUGCAAAUACUAUAAUCCAAGUUGUAAUAUUUACAUAUUAUUUAUGCAAUCACAAUCACUGUGUUCUUGUUUUGUAUCUGUGUGAAUGUAUUUAUGACGUAACGAUACGAGAAGGAAUUAUUAAGUGCUUGAUAUACAAGACAACAUUAAAGCAAGCGCUGCAAAUAAAACCCUUCCACUGAUAAUCAAC